Molecule: messenger RNA, 802 nt
Organism: Drosophila biarmipes
Lineage: Eukaryota; Metazoa; Arthropoda; Insecta; Diptera; Drosophilidae
Gene: mRpS11
Product: 30S ribosomal protein S11
Exons: 5
Coding region: 73-675 (200 amino acids)
Biological process (GO): maturation of SSU-rRNA from tricistronic rRNA transcript (SSU-rRNA, 5.8S rRNA, LSU-rRNA); ribosomal small subunit assembly; translation
Cellular component (GO): ribosome; mitochondrial small ribosomal subunit
Molecular function (GO): small ribosomal subunit rRNA binding; structural constituent of ribosome; mRNA 5'-UTR binding
Source: RefSeq, a predicted model, not a curated record
ACUGCCAGUGUUGCCAGACUGGCGGUGUGAUGUAAUUUGGUUUUUAUACACCGUCUGCGAAUUACAUUAAAAAUGUCACUUAAAACCGUGUUUUUAAGUGCUCUCCGGAGUAUUACCUUGCCAGCUGUGCCCCUCCAGACCUCCCGGAUUCACACGAGCGUUUGCUGGCGCAAGGCGGAGGACCGCAAGGAAAUGCUGGCAUCUUUGCCGGCCAAAGACGAGGGAACCGUGGGCGAAAAGACGGUGGACAUAGACACACUUAUCAACCGCAAGGCCAAGUUCUUCCCGGACGCCAGCACCGCCACCCAGUUGUUUAAUGGAACGCCCUUCAACGAGCUGCCCAUCUGCAACAUUCGGGUUUCGCCCAACAACACAAUUAUUUCUGUGACGGAUCACAAAGGAGUCCUAAGGCUGAUACGAUCCUGCGGCAUUGAAGGCUUCAAAAACACUCGCAAGGGAACCAACAUCGCCGCUCAGGCUACCGCAGUCACCAUUAGUGGAAAAGCCAUUGAACUGGGUUGGAAGACAGUGCGAGUAAAGGUCCGUGGUCUUGGCCCUGGAAGAAUGUCGGCGAUCAAGGGCUUGCAAAUGGGUGGCCUAAACAUUGUCUCCAUAACCGACAACACACCUGUUUCAUUUAAUCCGCCAAGGCCCCGAAAACAAAGGAGUCUUUAAUCUUCAACUUGUUUAGGACCUUUGUUUAUAAACAAAAUACACUAAUAGCCGAUAAAAAAAAAAACAAAAAAUUGAUCUUUGUAUUGGAAUAAACGACACAGUCACGGUGAGUGAGUUUUAAAGGAAA